Nematostella vectensis (starlet sea anemone) is the source of this 3453-nucleotide messenger RNA. RefSeq lists its product as uncharacterized. NCBI's taxonomy places the organism in Eukaryota, Metazoa, Cnidaria, Anthozoa, Actiniaria, Edwardsiidae. The record is from RefSeq and is a predicted model, not a curated record. The transcript is spliced from 3 exons. The coding region runs from base 62 to 3058 and encodes 998 amino acids.
UCAUAAAAGGGUCUGCAAAUUUCACGGUCUAAAAAUACCGUCUAUCGAAAAAAACAAAAACAUGGUCAAGCUUAACGCCGAAGAGUUAAAACUACUAACUGAUGCUCUCUUUGAGUCAAACGCGCGCGAAGAUCAACUGGAAGAUGUGAAAACCAUUACGGAAGAAAAACCUGAUGACGAGGUCAUGAGUUUGGAAGGCGAAGUUGAAGAAACUCCUGAUUCGCACGUCCAGUUUCCUAUUCGCCGGAGACGAAGUGUUCGCUACAGGAGAUUGUUUUGUGUUGGCUUAUUCCUUGUGUUGUUUUGUGGAGGGUUGAUUUUGGCAUUUUGUCUACCAAAACCGAAUUACGUGCUUGAUAUAAAACUCGAAAAAGGACGCACCCUUGUCUAUGACAUACAACAGGAGAUGAUCUUACAGGGACCACGAAUUGAGAAGAGUGAAUUUUCUGGAAGAAUGACAGUGCAACUUGUAAACAGAACGGCAAAUGCCCACUGGCUUCGAUUUCAAUUUUCUUCCCUGCCAAGAUUUGGGAACGCCACUUGCCUAAUUCGGGUUGAUUUGAACAGGGACAAAAACAUGGACUUUGAGAAGGAGCAAUUUGAGGUUUACAUGGAUCUUGAAAGGAACCCAGAGCUUGACUUUUAUAUCCAUAAUUUGUUUAACCAAAUAUUCCCGACGCUAAAACUUAAUCUAUUGGACGUCAUUUUUAGUCGGGUUAUUACAAGAAAACGCGAGGUUUCUCUUGGGAAAUCCUGGUAUUUCCCUGGCGAGGCCACGAUGAAGCAAAACAUCAACACAGAUAAGGAGCAAAUCAUGAUUACUUCUCAUAUUCAUCCUAAAGACUUUCUGGAAUUUUCAUCCCCAGAUCAUAGGCUUCCCAACAUGAAAAUGAAAUUCAAGGAGACAGCAAUCAUAAGUAAACAGAAUGGAAUGAUAGAGAGCAGUGAAAUGAAGGUUGUUGCUAAAAUGCCUAUUGAUGGCAGAUUUAGUACUGGUUCAACAAUAUCAGUGACAUUCACAAGUUCAUUGCGUUUGAAUGGAAAUGGCGUGGGACCUGAUGCGAGCGUUGAAAAAAAUUCCACCAGUUUUGUUAAAGUCCCGGAACCCCUGUCAAAAAAUAGUGAAUCUAAAAUGAAGUUUAUCCCAUGGGAAUCAACAGGUAAUAACAACAAUCUGAUAAUGGAGGUAAAACAGCUACUAAAUUCCACAAUUCCAAGAAAAGACGGAAAGGAAUCCUUUUCUCAUAAGCUCUCUUCUGCAUUCCAUUCCGUUUCGCAUGUUGAUGGCGUCAGCCUUUCGCUCGCUGAACCAAAGAAGAAAUCAAUGGGGCAAUUGAAGCACGAUUCCAUGAGCAAUCAAAGUGAUAAGGGUGGUGAAGAAAAGUCGGAAACUAAAGAAAAAAAGAAGGUCGAUAGUGAUGGGGAUGGUCCCACUGUUGAGGAGGGUAAAUGGAAAGUUGAACGUGGUGACCCACCUACUGAUGAUGAAGGUGAUGAUGAUGAUGACAGCGAUCGUGCCGACGAUGACAACAAAAACGACAACAAUGAUGAGACGGAGAGGAUGGGAGAUAAUGAAGAAGAUGCUGCUGAUGAUGAUGAUGAUGAAGAGAAGCAAGGGAAACGUGAUGAUAAAACAUUUCCACCCAAUACCGCCUCACCCUCAACAACGAAAACAACACCUACAACACCAAGGCCGACACCCUCAGCAUCAGCUGAUAAGAAAAAAGAGAGUGGUAAGAAACAUGGAGGUAUUGACUGGAACCCGUUUCAUUUUUUCCGUAAUAUCUGGCACCACUUGAAAGGAGAUGACAAAGAAAAAAGACCAAUCUUAACUACGUCCCAACCAACUACAUCACCAGCAACCAAAGCCCCAAAGCACGACUCAGACGCGAAAUAUAACGAAGAAGAAGAGGACGAGUGGGACCCAUUUGGAUUCUUCAAGAAUUUUUGGCAUGCGGAUUUUGAAGACGAAAAUAACGUGGGAAUAAAUCAAGGUGAAGAUGAAGGGCCUUUGCCGCCUGUCUUUCCAGUAUUCCGUUUCCCAGGCUUCGCCGAGAGGAAGAAAAGAUCUCUAGUGGAGCCAGAAAACAAACAGAAAAAUAAGAAGUCCCUCGAGUCAGAUAUCUCGAGAAAGAGAAGAUCUCUUAAGGAAGGCCCGCCAAGCCAGUACCGCACACUAAUACGCGAUAAACGGCGCCUUAGCGAUGAUGGACUUGACAGAGACGAGGGCACCACAACUGGGGUAGACGCUGCUGAAGUUGCUUCCGUAUGGGACGUUGUUUCCGACAGGCGAUUCGGCAUAAAACAGCACCCCUGCAAGAGCGCCAGGGUUUUCAAAGGAUCUGUGCAUGGAAUCGAGGUAGUUGGGGAUUUGGAGCACGAGGUCGAGGCUAAGUGGGAUGUGAUGGACUUGAAGGGCCGCAGUGAUUGGUCCUUGCGAUUAAAGCUUGGACUCGAGGCUGGGGGACACUCGUUUGUGGUGUUUGAGCGAAUCUACAGCAGAGACGAGGUGAAGAAGAUUUUUCUGUCUGGGGAGAAAUCUAAGAAGGAGCACGGUAUAAUCCAUGGUGGGACCCUGGUCUCUUGUCGACCGUUGUUCUACAUCCAGCAAGUGUGUUUGGAGAUCAGGUUCGACUUCUCUCUCCAUCUCUCGCACAUCGUCUCGAGGCUGGGGAAGGAAUAUCCGGUCAGUCUGACCAUGCACACCAAGCACUUGGCAGCAGUUGAUGCCUUGGUGACGUCACACGCCUCAACACUGAUAAACAGCGCUGGAGUCUACACCAAAGGUCCACUCUUCCAGGCUAAAGUCCCUGUCGACCUCCAUUUCCAUGAGGCCUCAAGACCAGAGUGGUGCGCCAAGGCCAGCUUGCGAUCACGGAUUGGCUCCUUCUAUCGCACGUGGUCUGCAAUGAACCAAUGGGUGUGCCCACUUGACAAGGCCGUUGCUAUGGAAACAACAUGUGCGGGUCUGAACAAAGGUGUAAAUCCUAAGGAAGGGAAACCACUGCAUGACGACGAUGCUUUUACAAAAAAGUUACAAGUACUCGAUAGCUGCUGAUUCAAGUACACCUGGAUAAGAACUGAGAGUGGACAUGAGAUAUUAUCCGGGCUCUUGUUCGAACGGUGUCUACUUAUUUGUGUAGAAGGGAUCCACGACGCGUUUUAGGUUAGAGACAGGUUAUUUAGCUCUAUGAAACCACACCUAAAGAGCCGGUACUGCGAUCGGUGUACCGCUCAAGAUCCCCAAAUGCUCUUCGGGUAAAGGAUCGAUUUUACGGAUUUGACGGCACUAGCUCAGGAAGGGACGUUUGGUACUGCCUAUUAUAGGCUGUUGUGUUGUUUCGUCCUUGUUUGGGACUCAACAUAGAAUAGCAUAGCCGGUAUUACGCCAGAUACAGUGGAACCUGGAUUUUACGAUACUGGAUUUUAUGAUAACCUCGAUUUUACGAUGGC